AUGGUGGUAGAAGAGUUCUUCUCGUCCGUCUAUGGGCCUCCACUGUCCAGCAAUACUGCCAUCGCCAAGGAUGUCGGCAUCUACGCUCACUCUUUAUGGCCCACAUUCGUCACAAAAUCAACAUUCAAGAAAAGUGCAGCCCCACCAAAUUGCCUCGCCGUCAGUGAUAGCCAUGUUUUUGCUGCCCAGCACGAGAAGGCCUAUGUACAUGUGUACUCCAGACUCCAUGGGAACCAGGAGUCGUUUGUCGCAUUUCCGGAGAGGAUAAGGUGCUUGACGUUGGCUGCCAGCGUGCUGGUUGUGGGGACUGUCGAGGGGAGAAUUAUGCUAUGGGAGACGUGCACGGGAAGGCUGAUAUCGCUUCCCCCAUGCCACGUUCAGGCCGUCUCCUGCGUGGUCGCCACACCCUAUCACCUACUGACCGGAUCAGACGACUCCAACGUCCAUGUCUGGAGCCUUGCACAGCUUCUCGAGCUCGACGGCAGCGAGGAGCGGGAGCCGACUGUCAGCUUCUCAAACCACAGAGGCGCCAUCACGGCCCUGGCUGCUUCGCCCGGUGACAACCCCGAGACAAGCCUCUGCGUGUCGGCAAGCAAGGACAAGACAUGCGUGAUCUGGAAUUAUCGUUCCGGGGAGGUGCUCCGCACUCUAUUGUUUCCAAGCUUCCCUCUGUGUCUCGCCCUCGACCCUUGCACACGCGGUGUCUUCGUAUCCGCCGCCGACGGCUCCAUCUACUCAGUAGAUUUCUUCGGCGCUGAGCCACUGCUUGGACCUAGGAGCGAGGACGCCUCGACCGUUGUGCAGGUAACCUCUCCGUUCUGCGCAGCGCCGGCCGAGUCUGGGCCUGCCUCCUGCUUGGGACUGGCACACGACGGCACCGCCUUGCUUUCUGGACAUCCAAAGGGCCAGAUCCAUAUAUGGGCCAUCACAGACCGGUCAGCCAGCAGUGGCCCCAAGGAACUCACAAACGUGAAUGCCGCCGUCACCAAUAUAGUAUUUGUCCCGCCUCUGUCGGCCACCACGUCGGCCAGCAAACCUUGGACCAUCGUCAAACCAUCGCAAGUCCAGCGCGCCUACAACUUUAGUGCGCAGUUUGAAGUGGAUCUGACACCCGAAACACCAUUCAGCACUAUGGUGAAAGCGCCGGGGUUUGCAAAGCAGACGCUGGAUGAAGCCAUCACGGCUUUCCUACAACCCACGGAUGUCGAUGCCGACGAGAAGGAUUUGCAAAGUCAUUUGCAACAGCAAUGGGAUAUUCUGGAUCAAUUGAAGGCGACUUCCUGA
Messenger RNA from Cryphonectria parasitica EP155, 1284 nucleotides. Its product is annotated as WD40 repeat-like protein. The transcript is spliced from 2 exons. The record is from RefSeq and is a predicted model, not a curated record. Gene Ontology annotation, cellular component: nuclear pre-replicative complex. Gene Ontology annotation, molecular function: protein binding. Bases 1 to 1284 code for a protein of 427 amino acids. NCBI's taxonomy places the organism in Eukaryota, Fungi, Ascomycota, Sordariomycetes, Diaporthales, Cryphonectriaceae. Gene Ontology annotation, biological process: rRNA processing; DNA-templated DNA replication.